Molecule: messenger RNA, 3844 nt
Organism: Propithecus coquereli (Coquerel's sifaka)
Lineage: Eukaryota; Metazoa; Chordata; Mammalia; Primates; Indriidae
Gene: CCDC136
Product: coiled-coil domain containing 136
Exons: 17
Coding region: 188-3844 (1218 amino acids)
Biological process (GO): single fertilization; acrosome assembly
Cellular component (GO): acrosomal membrane
Source: RefSeq, a predicted model, not a curated record
UGUGUAAGGGAGAGGAGCCUGGAACAGAGGGUGCUGAGGAGGCUGGGCCACAGGGCUGGGGUCCCCACAGGCAGGCGAGGCAAGAGGUGGCCGAGGGAGGGGAGUCACAGAGCCACAGAGCGGGGCAGAGUGAGUCAGACACUUGCACAGGGAUUACAAACCCCAGGGCUCCACGGGGCUGGAAGGCAUGUUCUCUUCUCUUCCCCGGCACCCCAGCCCCCAGCCACCCCUGGCAUCCCGCAACCCCUCCCCUCUCUCUCUGCUUACAGGACCCACAGUGACCACUCUAGGCUCCUAUGAGGCGUCUGAGGGUUGUGAGAGGAAGAAGGGCCAACGCUGGGGGUCCCUGGAACGGCGGGGCAUGCAAGCUAUGGAGGGGGAGGUAUUACUCCCAGCUCUCUAUGAGGAGGAAGAAGAAGAGGAAGAGGAGGAAGAAGAGGUGGAAGAAGAAGAAGAACAAGUGCAGAAAGGUGGCAGCGUGGGCUCCCUGUCAGUCGGCAAGCACCGGGGCCUGAGCCUCACAGAGACAGAGCUAGAGGAGCUGAGGGCUCAGGUGCUCCAGCUGGUGGCAGAGCUGGAGGAGACACGGGAACUGGCAGGGCAGCAUGAGGACGACUCCUUGGAGCUGCAGGGACUUCUGGAGGAUGAACGGCUGGCCAGCGCGCAGCAGGCAGAGGUGUUCACCAAGCAGAUCCAGCAGCUCCAAGGUGAGCUGCGGUCUCUGCGGGAGGAGAUUUCCUUGUUAGAGCGCGAGAAAGAAAGUGAACUUAAGGAAAUAGAACGGGAAUUGCAUUUGGCCCAGGCUGAGAUCCUGACUCUGCGGCAAGCAGCCGAGGAUUCCGCAACUGAACAUGAGAGUGACAUAGCAUCCCUGCAGGAGGAUCUCUGCCGGAUGCAGAAGGAACUCGAUGACAUGGAUCGCAUUCGGGGAGAUUACGAGAUGGAGAUCACCUCCCUCCGUGCAGAAAUGGAAAUGAAAAUGUCUGAACAAUCCAAUAGUUUAAGUCUCUCAGAUUUCUCUGGGUUGCAAGAAGAAUUGCAGGAACUUCGAGAACGCUACCAAUUCCUGAAUGAGGAGUACCAGGCCCUGCAGGAAAGCAACAGUAGCCUCACAGGGCAGCUUGCAGAUCUGGAGAGCGACAGGACACGAAGAGCAACAGAGAAGUGGCUGGAGUCCCAAACACUAAGGAGUAUGAUGUCAGCAGAGUCUCAGACUUCAGAAAUGGAUUUCCUAGAGCCUGAUCCUGAAAUGCAGUUGUUGCGACAGCAGCUCCUGGGAGCCGAAGAGCAGAUGCAUGACAUGCAGAGCAAGUGUAAGAAACUGUGUUGUGAGUUGCAAGAGCUACAGCAUCAUCGCCAGGUCAGUGAGGAGGAGCAGAGGCGGCUGCAGAGGGAGCUCAAGUGCGCCCAGAAUGAGGUGCUUCGGUUUCAGACUUCCCACAGCGUCAUCCAGAACGAGGAGCUGAAGACCAAACUCUGUACCCUGCAGAAAAAGUAUGAUGCUAGCCAGGAUGAGCAGAAUGAGCUCUUGAAGGUGCAACUACAACUUCAGACUGAGCUCCGGCAGCUCAAAGUCACAAAAUCCACAGUCAUAGAAAACCAAAGUGAGAAGGAAUUACUGUGCCGGCUGCAGAAGAUGCAGCUCCAGUACCAGAACAUCAUGUGCGAGAAGGAAAAGCUGCUGGAAGUGCAGCGGCAGCUGCAGGAGAAGCUGCAGUGCCAUGAGGCAGAGCUGCAGCACUUUAGGGCCAUGGUGGCCUGCUUCCAAGAGAGCAAAGAGAAGAAUGCAGAGAUGCGUGCCCAGCUUCAGGAGAUGAAGCGGCAGUACCAGGCCAGCAAGGAGGAGCUGGAGCAGCAGAAGCACAUGUAUGACCAGCUCCAGCAGGACCUCCUGCUCAGCCAGAUGGAGCUGAAACAGCUCAAGACCACCCAGUCCCUUCCGGAGGACAAGGGGAAAUGUGCUGAUAAGUGUGACACACUGCUGUCCAGACUGACAGAAUUGCAGGAGAAGUACCAGGCCAGCCAGAAGGAGAUGGGGCAGCUGCAGAUGGAGCAGUGUGAGCUCCUGGAGGAUCAGAGGAGGUUGCAGGAGGAGCAGGGCCAGCUGCAAGAAGAGCUGCACAAGCUCACGUUCCCGAUGCCCAAAUGUGGUCUCUUCCAUAAGAGUCAGGAGCUACUUACAAAGUUACAAGACCUAUGUGAACUGCAGCUGCUCUACCAAGGCAUGCAGGAUGAACAGAAGAAACUGGUACAGAACCAAGAAUGUGUAGUAAAAGAACAAUUAGAGGCACACGAAGAGCUGCGACGUUUUAAAGAGUCUUGUUUCCAGGAAGUGUUGGAGAAUCCCAAGAAUUCCAAAAGUGCUCAAAAGCCCUCAAAAUCUGAUGAGAACAAGCAGUCCAAGUUGCUCAUCGAACAGAUGCAGGCACUGCAGGUGCUGUACGACAACAGUCAGGCAGAGCAGGAGCUAUUGCAGCAGGAGCAGGGGAGGCUCCUAGAGGAGCGGAAGAGGCUGCAGGCAGACUUGCAGCUCUGUCUGGAAGAAAUGCAACUACUCCAACUCCAGUCCCCAUCUAUAAAAAUGAGCCUCGAGUCCUACAAGAAGAGCUAUGGUAGCAUUGCCCCCAGCAGCGACAACGAGAGCUAUCACAAGAGUUACGCCAGCAGCGCCAGCAACACCAGCACGCAGGAAAGCAACGAGAGCUUUCUCAAGAGCUAUGACAGCAGCACCAGUGCCAGCGAGGCCUAUGAAAAGAGUUACCGCAGCAGCUGCAGCAGCAUUACCUAUAAGAAGAGUUAUGGCAGCACCAGUGGCUCUGACGUUUGUCACAAGAGUUAUGUCAGUAGCAGCACUGAUGAUGAGCCCGCUGAGCCUGAAGACAUGGAGCACUUUGAGGAAACGGUUGCCAAGGUGUUGACCAAGCUGCAGGCAGUGCAGGCCAUGUACCAGGUGAGCCAGGAGGAGCACAGCCAGCUGCAAGAGCAGAUGCAGAAGUUAUUAGAUAAACAGAAAAAGCUGAAGGUAGAGCUGGACGCCUGCGAAAAGGAAUUCAAGGAGUGCAUGGAUUGCCUCGAGAAGCCCACAGCCCCCCAGAAUGACAAGAAUGAGAUCAAAGAGCUGCAGACCAGGCUGCGGGAGCUGCAGCUGCAGUACCAGGCUAGCAUGGACGAGCAGGGGCGGCUCCUGGCAGUGCAGGAGCAGCUAGAGGGGCAGCUGCAGUGCUGCCAGGAAGAGCUCCGCCAGCUCAAGGAGAAGAAGCCCUCUGCUGCCAAAGAACCCCGGGGGAAGAAUGUUCAUAAGAAUAUGAACAAGAAUGCCAACGGGGUUAAAAUGAAAAAGGUGACCAAGCCAUGCUCGGACAGUUCUGAGGGCAGCCUUGAGGCUGGAAAGAGUCUGGAGGUGGUACUGUACUACCAGGCCAGCCAGAGGGAGUUGGAAGAGCUAGAAAAAGAGGAGGAAAAGAAAGAGGAGAUGGAAAAGAAAGGAGAGGAAAAGAAAAAGGAGAUGGAGAAGGGAAAAAAGGAAGGAACAGAAGAGGGAACAAAGAAGUCCCGGGAUGAACUAGCUACUGAGCCAUCAGAUCUUGGAAAAGUUAAGUCCACGGAAAAUCAGGAGGAAGAAUAUGAAGAGUACAAAGACCAGGAAGAUACAGAAGAAGACAACGAAGAGGAGGAGGAUGACGAUUCUUGCCCUGACACUCUUGAAGAAAACAACCCCCUCAAACUUUCUGAGAGCAAAAAGCCACCCCCUACCCCCAACCCCCCCAUCUUCUCCUUGCCUCUUGUAGGCCUGGUGGUCAUAUCGGCUUUGCUCUGGUGCUGGUGGGCUGAGACGUCGUCUUAA